GGCCCAAUCAUGGUCCUCAGGAAUGGAGAAGCAUCACCAGUAGUGGCACUCUUGAAAUUCUCUACAAUGGAGAAAUUGCAGUACCAAAAUGAACUUCUGCGAAUGAAAAUACAAGGGAAUUGAAGGAUGUUCAAAAUUGCCGGCAGUCGAAGGAGACUUUAUUAUUAUUAUUACUACUCUUCUUCUUCUUCUUCCUUAUUUUCACCGUGGCGUCAGAAUCUCAGCGCUACCUUUAGCACAGCGCUACACCUCUCAUUAUCUCCAACAGAAUCUCAUUAUGCACAAGAUUAUCAGAGACUCUUAUGCAUUCUUGAAGCAUGUAAGAUGUCACAAAAUUUGAGAACUACAACUGGUGCACAUGCUAAUAUUAUUAAACUUGGUUAUGGAAUGUAUCCUUCUCUUAUUUCUUUGAUGGUAGUGACAUAUGUGUCUUGUGAUAGACUCAAUCUUGCUCGUCAGCUGCUUGUUGAAUUUCCUACAGAGUAUUUUGAUGCUUUCUCUUCUAAUUUAAUGAUUGCUAGAUUUAUGAAUGUGGGGGCAGUUGAUGUUGCCAAGAUGAUAUUUAACGAAGUUCCCCUCCGGGAUUUGGUUACUUGGAACUCACUGAUUGGAGGUUAUGUUAAAAAUGACAUGUUCAAGGAGGCAGUCAGUGUCUUCAGAAAGAUGAUGAGGUCUAAUGUUGAACCAGACGGAUAUACUUUUGCAUCUAUCAUUACCGCAUGUGCUAGACUUGGAGCCAUUGAUCACGCUAAGUGGGUACAUCACUUAAUGACUGAGAGAAGGAUUGAACUAAAUUACAUUCUUUCUUCUGCUUUGAUUGAUAUGUACUCAAAAUGUGGAAGAAUUGAGAUAGCUAGAGGAAUAUUUGAUAGUGUUGAGCGUACAAAUGUUUCUGUCUGGAAUGCUAUGAUUAAUGGAUUAGGAAUCCAUGGUCUUGCUUUAGAUGCAAUAGAGACUUUCUCACUGAUGGGUUUAGAAAAUGUUUCACCUGAUCGUAUUACUUUCAUUGGACUUCUAACAGCAUGUAGUCAUUGUGGCUUGGUUGAGGAGGGUCAAAAGUAUUUCCAACUAAUGAAAAGUCUGUAUUUGAUUCAACCACAACUUGAGCAUUAUGGAACAAUGGUUGAUCUAUUAGGCAGAGCUGGACUGCUUGAUGAAGCUUAUACAGUAGUCAAGGAAAUGCCAAUAGAGCCUGAUGCAGUCAUAUGGAGGACAUUUCUCAGUGCUUGUAGAAUUCACAAAAAUUCUGAGAUGGGUGAAGUUGCUACCUCAAAAAUAUCUUAUCUUGGUAGCGGAGAUUAUGUCUUACUGUCAAACAUUUAUUGUUCUAGUAAGAAAUGGGAUAAUGCCGAGAAAGUUAGAUGUGUGAUGAAAUGGAAAGGAGUUCGUAAAAAUAGUGGGAAAAGUUGGGUUGAAGUGGCUAAUGUUGUUCACCAGUUCAAGGCAGGUGACCGAUCACACCCUGAAGCUGAACUAAUAUAUAAAACUUUGAAGGAAUUGAUGCAUCGAACCAAAUCGGAAGGAUUUAGUUCCACGGCUGAGUUGGUUUUGAUGGAUAUUUCUGAUGAGGAAAAGGAGGAAAAUUUGAGUUACCACAGUGAAAAAUUGGCAUUAGCCUAUGGGAUCUUAAAAUCUAGUCCUGGAACUCGUAUUCAAGUUUCGAAAAAUCUUCGUACUUGUCCAGAUUGCCAUUCUUGGAUGAAAAUGGUAGCAAAGGUAUUGAAUAGGGAGAUCAUUGUGAGGGACAGGAUCCGCUUUCAUCACUUUGCAGAUGGUUAUUGUAGUUGUGGGGAUUACUGGUAGCAAUUCCUUCAAGUUCCAAUUGAGUUUGCUAAUUGAUGCUUAAGUAGACAUCUUAUAGUGGGCUUCAUAAAAAUGAAAGUCAUCUUAUAGUGGAUGUCUCAAAGCUUCUUGUGGCUCUUAUCUUGCAUGUUUCUAGCAUUGUAUCUGCUGUCUGUACUCUUUGUACAAACACACCACUUCGAUGAUGACCUCCUUGUGUAGUAGUUGAGUAAAGUGCAUCUGGUUACAAUCAGUGCCAAAUGGUUUAUUUCCAUAUGCUGCAGCUACAAGCUUUGAGAUAAGAUAUCCCUGUCUGUGGAAGAACUCACUGAAUAUUACAUCCAGGCGAAUUCUUAAGUUUAAUUUCUGGUCUUUGAGGCUUCUCUGAUAAAAGGUCACUUGGACAUGUUAAAAGCAACUCAUCUACGCAAAUUUCAUCAUACAGUAGUGUAUCUUGCUUCAAAAGAAAAGCAAAGGAAAUAGUGACGCAUUUAACGGCUACAAAACAUAAAAUGGUUUUGAUUAAACUGUGUACAACUCUUUUUCACUUGUUGCAGAAUCAAGAUUGAGCGCCAUCCAGUUUGUCAUAUCAGCAUGAUAGAUAGAGAUGGAAGGUGGAUUCAUCAAAGGAACGCCAUCAAACUAGCAGAUCAGAUAGAAAAUAUAUCAUUUAUUUUAUACUCCAUGUAAAAGCUGAAUGUUUAGUAUUGCAUAUAGAUGUAUAUUUGCAAUGUAAUAUUUUUCCUCAAA
Messenger RNA from Solanum dulcamara, 2532 nucleotides. RefSeq names its product pentatricopeptide repeat-containing protein At5g50990. The coding region runs from base 127 to 1803 and encodes 558 amino acids. The record is from RefSeq and is a predicted model, not a curated record. Gene Ontology annotation, biological process: RNA modification. Gene Ontology annotation, molecular function: zinc ion binding; RNA binding; protein binding. The transcript is spliced from 3 exons. Lineage: Eukaryota; Viridiplantae; Streptophyta; Magnoliopsida; Solanales; Solanaceae.